AGUCAACAUGGCUGAACCCGAGUUGAAUGUUGAUAACCUGAUACAAAGAUUAUUAGAGGUACGAGGAUGUCGUCCAGGAAAAACUGUUACAAUGACAGAAGCGGAGGUGCGCGGACUUUGCCUAAAAUCACGGGAAAUUUUCCUACAACAACCAAUACUAUUGGAACUUGAGGCUCCUUUAAAAAUUUGCGGGGACAUCCAUGGCCAAUACACUGAUUUGUUGCGGUUGUUCGAGUAUGGGGGAUUUCCUCCAGAGGCAAACUAUUUGUUUUUGGGCGACUACGUCGAUCGUGGAAAACAAUCAUUGGAAACUAUUUGCCUUUUGCUUGCCUACAAAAUCAAGUAUCCCGAGAACUUUUUCUUACUGCGCGGCAACCAUGAGUGCGCCUCCAUUAACAGAAUUUAUGGUUUUUAUGACGAAUGUAAAAGGAGGUUUAACAUAAAACUAUGGAAAACAUUUACCGAUUGCUUUAACUGCCUUCCUAUUGCAGCAAUAAUUGACGAAAAAAUAUUUUGUUGCCACGGUGGCUUAAGUCCCGAUUUACAGAGUAUGGAGCAAAUUCGACGCAUUAUGAGACCAACAGAUGUUCCAGACACAGGUCUUCUUUGCGAUCUUCUUUGGUCCGAUCCGGACAAAGACGUGCAAGGGUGGGGCGAAAACGAUCGCGGCGUUUCGUUCACGUUCGGCGCGGACGUGGUCGGCAAGUUCCUCAACCGACACGAUCUCGAUUUGAUUUGCCGCGCUCAUCAGGUGGUCGAAGACGGUUACGAGUUUUUCGCGAAACGUCAGUUGGUCACCCUGUUCUCGGCGCCGAACUACUGCGGCGAAUUCGACAACGCCGGCGGCAUGAUGUCCGUAGACGAAACUCUAAUGUGCUCAUUUCAGAUAUUAAAACCAUCCGAGAAAAAGGCAAAGUACCAAUACCAAGGGGCCAACUCGGGCCGUCCAUCGACACCACAAAAAAACCCGACAACAAAAAAGAAAUAAAGAAAAAAAAAUCUGCCUGACUUUUAUUAUGUUUUUGUUUUUUAUCAGUGCAUUUUAAACAGCGAAUUAACAUUCUAUUAAAAAAACCAGUCAGUCUAUUUAGUGCAAAAAAUAUGUAUUGUAUAUUGUUUAACGUUAAAUUUAGUUCUAAUUGACUGAUUAUACAAUGAUUAGUUUUCGACUGACUGUGGAAUUGUAAUUUUAUGUUUCUGUAUAUUUUUAGAUUUUUAUUUAAUUUAACUUGUUUUAAAGGGCCCAAGUAACUGUCAGUAUUAUUUAUUGGUUGCGAUUUUUAUGACAAAAAAAAACAUGUUUGAUUUAUUACUUGUGCCCUUCAUUUGCAUUUAUGUAUUUAUUAGACGGCCAAAGAAUUUGUGAUUCGGCAUUAAUAUACUAAAACACCAAUUUAUUUGAAUAUUGUUGCCUGUCUAUCACUACAUUUUUCCUAAAUUAUUUCAUAAUUUCAUAUAACAAGAAAAUUCACAUCUAAUCACCCCAAUGGUUUAGACUGUCUGCAAUCUGUUUAUUACACGUACUAUAUUUUUAUUAUUUUGUUUGAAACAAAAAGCAAAGAGUUUUAUUGUAAUAAUGUACUUUCAAUAAAAAUAAAUAUAUAUUACUAAUUAUAA
This is a messenger RNA of Brassicogethes aeneus, 1617 nucleotides long. The record is from the annotation of a GenBank genome assembly. Lineage: Eukaryota; Metazoa; Arthropoda; Insecta; Coleoptera; Nitidulidae.